This is a messenger RNA of Solanum stenotomum, 818 nucleotides long. RefSeq lists its product as uncharacterized. Lineage: Eukaryota; Viridiplantae; Streptophyta; Magnoliopsida; Solanales; Solanaceae. The transcript is spliced from 2 exons. The record is from RefSeq and is a predicted model, not a curated record. Bases 438 to 818 code for a protein of 126 amino acids.
UGCAAUAGAUAGAGAAAGGGUGAAAAGCCUGGAGAAGAUGAGGGAGAAAUUGAUACAUGAUGCGUACUACUUACAAGCAGAAAACUAUCAUAAAUUUGGUAAAAUAGCCAGAUAUAAACCCCUUGUUGACUCUUUUCUGGAUCAUUGCUCUCGUUUGGUGGAGAAGAACUUUUAUGGGUAUAUCUUUAUCUCUCAUUCUGAAUCAGAAUUAGCAUGGCUGCUCUUGAUUUUAAAUAACAAUUACUUAGAAUUAUUUUAAUUUUCUGUAAUUCGCAUGGGUUAAUUUACUACUACUAAUAAUAAUAAUAAAAUUCGACCUUUUAAGUAGUAUAUUUCAGAUUAAUGAGUUGUGACAGCCCUUAAAGAAAAAAUUAACGAAAGAAACAAAGGAGUAGCAUAUAGGCAUUAGGGGCACGAAUCGCCUAAACUUCAUCUCAAUGGAGAAAGAAUGUGAAAGAGAAGAUAUGAGUGCAAAGGUAUCAAAAAGGAUGAAAAGCCUGAAGAAGAUGAGGGAGAAAUUGAUAUUUGACGCGUACUACUUACAAGCAGAAAACUAUUAUAAAUCUGGGAAAAUAGCCAGAUAUAAACCCCGUGUUGACUACUUUCUGGAUCAUUGCUCUCUUUUGGUGGAGAAGGACUUAUAUAGGAGUCUAUGGAAUAUGACUCCAACACCCUUGAGUCAUGCCAAACCAUACAACUUUAAGAAUAUUGAAGAUAUGACCUUCAAGUUUCAGUUGUGCAAGCUGAUUAAUGUGACCAAGUAUGGGAGAAUGUUCAGUUGCCGAACUGAUGACACUAUUACUAUCAAAACAUGGUGA